This is a messenger RNA of Arctia plantaginis, 2490 nucleotides long. Lineage: Eukaryota; Metazoa; Arthropoda; Insecta; Lepidoptera; Erebidae. The record is from the annotation of a GenBank genome assembly.
AUGUUGCUAAUAUAUUUGCUUGGGUUGGUUUGUGGUGUGCACAGCGCGUUAUUUUAUGACUCGUAUAGAGGAACAGAGAUUACGAGGGAAGAUGUGAAAAGGCACGAUAAAGCGAAUACAACAUUUUGGUGCGUGAAUGAGAUCGAACCAUGCAACCCUUCAGAAGGACGGCGGGUCGACGGUUCCUGCAAUAACCUAAGGCAUCCUACAAGAGGCGCUACGCAUACACCCUUUGUAAGGCUUCUUCCAGCUACUUUUGACAAAAACUUCGAACCAAGAAAAUCAUCUUCUGGCAAUGACCUGCCUCUUGCUCGAUACCUCAGGACUCGCCUCAUAUCAGUGGGCAAAGUUCCAAGCACAAUCUUCACGAUGCUGGCUGUGCACUACUUUGUAUUCAUGUCUGCUGACGUCGUCUCCUUGCAUGACACUGUAAACUAUAUUCAAUGGAAGCCGUACUGCUGCACUGAGAAAGGCAAGACAGAUUACAUGUGCGUUCCUAACAAGAUACCUGAAGAUGAUCCUGUCCAUAGGUUCUCCGGUAUCCGUUGCUUAAACAUGACUAGACCCGAGUCAUUCCAGAGUAUUGGAUGUGUAAGGAAUGACACAAUACCUGAGAGGAUAAUCUCAUCAACUCCUCUACUAGAUUUGUCUGUCAUAUAUGGCAACCUACUACCUCCUUUGCUACAAAAAGGUCGCUUAUUCACAGGAGGUCUGGUAAAAACUGAGAUUGAGGAAGGAAGGAUAUGGCCUCCAAGUUAUAAGACUCAAGCGAAUGUUUGCUACCUAAACCAGAGACCUAAAGAAACCAGAUGUCAUGAAAUGCCUGAGGAUGGUUCGAACACGCUAGCAGGAAUUAAUUUGGUAGCAAUAUGGUUCUGGAGGUAUCAUAACUUUAUUGCCACCGAACUAGCCAAGGUCAACCCCUGCUGGGAUGAUGAUAAACUGUUUGAGACAGCAAGAGACAUAAACAUUGCAGUAUCGCUACAAAUUUAUUACUAUGAGUUAUUGCCGGUGUUCUUUGGUUUUGACAAUAUGGCUGAAGAUGGCGUGAUCGAUCGCAGCGGUGGAUUCAGGGACCUGUACGAUGAGAACAUACCGCCACAAUUGUCCUUGGAAUAUCCGUUUGCAUUAAGAUGGGUGCAUAAUAUCCAAGAUGGUACUUUAAAGCUCCACGACAAAGAGGGCUACUACCUAAGACAAUUCCCUAUCAUGAAUCUUACCUUGAGGACUGGUUUCUUGGCUGUUGAUAACAAUAUAGACUAUUUGACACAGGGCAGUUUCAGACAAGGCAGCUCUAAAAUCGACUACGUAGCGGAUCCUGAUGUGACGGAACAAGGUCUAGGCCCUCAUCAAAGAGUGUCAGAUUUGGUAACAAAUGAUUUGUCCAAAAACCGUUACUUUGGAUUCCAACCUUACGUCAAUUACAGACAGUUUUGUUUCAAUAGACGGAUUAAGAGCUUCGACGAUCUUCACGGCAUUAUUGAUGAAGAGAGAAUAGAGGUGUUAAGAGAAAUGUACGAAAGAGUUGAAGACAUAGACCUACUGGCCGGUAUUUGGACGGAGAAACCAAUUCGUGGGGGUUUCGUACCUCCUACAUUCUAUUGUCUGGUUAUAGAUCAAUUAAAACGUAAUAUUUACUCCGACAGGCACUGGUAUGAAAGGCCUGACCGACCGAAUGCGUUUACUUUCCCUCAGUUGGCUCAAAUAAGAAAGAUAACGAUCGCAAGAAUGCUGUGUGAUGUUGGAGACACCGUGAAAAGAAUUCAACCGCACGCUUUCCUGAAAGCUGGAUUUAAGAACCCGAUGUGUGAUUGCAAACACAUCAUCGGCAUGGACUUCUCCGCUUGGAGAGAUGAUUCUUGCGGCGCCGGCGGGGGUUUCUUCGAUCAUUUCUUUCAACCAGUAUUAGUGCUCCACGACAAAGAGGGCUACUACCUAAGACAAUUCCCUAUCAUGAAUCUUACCUUGAGGACUGGUUUCUUAGCUGUUGAUAACAAUAUAGACUAUUUGACACAGGGCAGUUUCAGACAAGGCAGCUCUAAAAUCGACUACGUAGCGGAUCCUGAUAGAAUAGAGGUGUUAAGAGAAAUGUACGAAAGAGUUGAAGACAUAGACCUACUGGCCGGUAUUUGGACGGAGAAACCAAUGCGUGGCGGUUUUGUACCUCCUACAUUCUAUUGUCUGGUUAUAGAUCAAUUAAAACGUAAUAUUUACUCCGACAGGCACUGGUAUGAAAGGCCUGACCGACCGAAUGCGUUUACUUUCCCUCAGUUGGCUCAAAUAAGAAAGAUAACGAUCGCAAGAAUGCUGUGUGAUGUUGGAGACACCGUGAAAAGAAUUCAACCGCACGCUUUCCUGAAAGCUGGAUUUAAGAACCCGAUGUGUGAUUGCAAACACAUCAUCGGCAUGGACUUCUCCGCUUGGAGAGAUGAUUCUUGCGGCGCCGGCGGGGGUUUCUUCGAUCAUUUCUUUCAACCAGUAUUAGUGUAA